AUGGAUGUGAGGAAGAUGAAAUGGACUUUACUUCCCGAAGGGGUCCACAACUUUAAAUUCAGGCUCAAAAUCCCAGAGGGUGUACCGCAGCAAGUACCACACAAAGAAGUCACUGUUAAUUCUACUAAAGAGGUCGGAGGCACUAUCAGGCCAUACUCAGAGCAAACUGUCUCCUACCAGUUGAAGAUUCCUGAUGAUGUCAUCUUCUCUAUUCAUAACUGUGAAAUCAUCUCAGUUGAAUAUUACAUAAAGGUGUAUCUGGACAUUAGCUUUGCCUUUGACCCGGAGGUGGUGCUUCCACUGGUCAUCGCUCCUUCCAGAUUUGCAGCCAUUCAGCCUGGUGAGGCUGAGGGGCCUUACCCACCUGGGACAACCGAGGCCACAAGUUAUAGUAACUUGGCUCCCCCUGGCUUCCACACUGGAUUAGAUCCUGAACCCACAGAGCCAGGCACUGUACUUCCCAAAGGGGUCCAUACAUUUAGGUUCGGGCUCAAAAUCCCAGAGGGGAGCAUGCCUUCAUCCUUCAAGGGGGUAUAUGGAAAAAUUGUGUACAUUUUUGAAGCAAAGAUGUCCAGGAGCUGGUGGUGGCCUUCUAAAGUUAAAAAGAAGAUCAACUUCAUUUCCAAGACACUUCAGCAGUUUUGGGAAGUGAUGUGUCCACAAUCUGGUACAGUGAGUAAAAACAUAGGUGGGCUCUCCCAGGGACGGGUCCAAAUGUCUGCUACCAUUGACAGGAAUGUUUGCACUCCAGGUGAAACUAUAUCUGUUGUUGCCAAAAUCUGCAACUCCUCUUCCAAAAACACGAGGCCCAAAUUCAAACUUGAACAAAAAACAGUAUUUCGCUGCAAUGAGUCUUCUAAGAAGCGGGUAAUGAAUCUGUUCAAAGAGGUCGGGGAAACUAUCAGUCCAAACUCAGAGCAAACUGUCUCCUGCCAGUUGAAGAUUCCUGAUGAUGCCAUCUCCACUAUCCAUAACUGUGAAAUCAUCUCAGUUGAAUAUUACAUAAAGGUGUAUCUGGACAUUAGCUUUGCCUUUGACCCGGAGGUGGUGUUUCCACUGGUCAUCGUUCCUUCCAGAUAUGCAGCCAUUCAGCCUGGUGAGGCUGUGCGGCCUUACCCACCUGGGACAACCGAGGUCACAAGUUAUAGCAACUUCGCUCCCCCUGGCUUCCACACUGGAUUUGGCUCUGUGCCCACAGAGUCAGGUCACUACCCCACCCCAGAUGCUACUCAGCAUGAUAAUAUAACAAGUGACAAUUAUAACCAGUGGUCACACGGUGCUACUGCACAGGAGAUUUCAGCUCCAGUUUUUAAAGCACCUUCAAUGCAACAUCCAGGUCCUACUCUGACUACUUCUCUACAGGGGGAACAACCUCCAUUAUAUACGUCCAUUUACCAGCAUCAAAAUGAAACACUGUAGAAGCUGUACAGGAUUUAAUAAGUGAAUGGGCCAAAUAUUAAUAGCAGGUGACACCUCAAAAGUCACAGUUAGGUAUGGCUUAAACAGGGUUCAUAAGGCAGAAUCAUAAAGGUGCCCUCUUCUUGUUGAUGAUCAACUGGCAGGACAGAAUGAGGCCUUCCAGCUGUUGUCCCACAAAGGAAUUAAAUGUUUUGUACAAAAACUGUGUUUUUAAUAUUUAUGUUUUGGAGGGAAAAUAAGACUAAUUGGACAAAUCAUGAAUAUGUUCAGUUGCAGAAAGUUUCUAUGUCCUAUACCUUAUUUAGACAUAGCUGGCCAGAUACUACACCAAGUAAUUAGAGCUGGACCCCAAAACUCUGACUUUUAAAGGGCCUGAGAAAAUAGGACUGGGGGUUAAAUCAUGUGACGGACCAGUUUUCACCUCUUGAUAUCAGUGGGGUACCAGAGACACAAGAAGUGACCGAACAAACAAUAAGAGAAGUAAGUGAUUUUCCUUUAGUCAGUCUUCUACUCUCCAUACUCCACACAACAAUGUAUUUAACAACAGACUUUUUUUUACUUAUAGAUCACAUUUUUGUUUUGAUUUUUGUCAUCAUAAUUUUGCUUGUUUUUUUCAUUGUUUUGAAAUUGUUUUUGAAUACUGAAAUGUAAAUGCAUUGCCUGUUGUUUUAAAUAUGUAUAAAUAACACUGUCACAUAUAGUUUGUGUUUAUGCUUAGAGAUUUAAGAUAAGGUGAAAGGUCUGUUUAGCAGUGUUAUCCUUAGGAGUAUGUUGCACUUUACUUUGAAAAAUAUUGAAUUGUCUGUGUUGUUCUAUGUAUGGUGGCAUAUCAAAUUCUUGAGGCAAAACAUUUAGCAUUACUCCUAGCGUAUGGUUUUCGUAAUGACCAACAUGGUCUCUCUUAAACCACUUACUGUUUUAUACUGUAACACCUUCACUGUCAGCUGAAACAGACUCAGAAGCACUUUUCGCAUCUGAUUGCUGUCCUACAUGGUGUUACAGAUGUUUAUUCAUGUCAAAAGGUUUGCACUUAUGAAUGGAAAAUAGGGAAAGUAUAUGUAAGAUUUUAUAGCACUCACCACCAGGACAGUCGUAGGGCACUUUAUUGUAAACAGAAAAAUGCAAAUGGUGCUUAAACACUGGGGGGGAGCCAGCCCUGAGGAUGGCUUUCCUCAGAACAUCCUCCAAACCCAAGGAAAGAGCUUUUUUUUUAAGGUGGUUGGGUUCAUCUUAAAUUAGGCUGAAGUUUAUGUAGCUCAGAGGAGACUGGCUAAAAAAGCCGAAGGGAUGUAGCAGUCGAUGGGAAGCUUUUUGUUUUGAAAAACUGCUGAUAAAAUCUUAUAACUGAGAGCUUUCAUUAUUAAAAUUAGAUGUUUCUGAGCACUGUGAUCAUAGCAUGACAGCAUCUUGAUAACAUCCAAUAAAAUAACUUGAUGGAUGGUUAAAGGAAUAAACUGCCACCAGGUGAAUGUCUAAACUUGGAUGUAUGUGUCACAGUGCUAUCAAAGGGAUAGAGGGUCAUCCCUCAACCUGCACAGGAGCUGCAGUUGUUUGGGAGCAACAUGUAAUGUGUCAUCGCAAUGUACAUGAAACAAAGAAGCUCUAUAGGUUUUCAGUUAUAAUAUAAUGAUUACUUAUUAUUCAAAGCUGAAAAAUCAAGAGUAAAGCCUCUAAUAUAUUGUAAAAAAUCAGAGGUUGCAUUCUGUAGUAAAACAGUCAUUUCCUAAGAUGAAUUGGAACAAACUGGAAGAUUAAAACAUUAUGAAAAUGCAAAUGGUUAAUUGGAUUUUUUGAUGACUCCAGGGGGA
Molecule: messenger RNA, 3227 nt
Organism: Oreochromis niloticus (Nile tilapia)
Lineage: Eukaryota; Metazoa; Chordata; Actinopteri; Cichliformes; Cichlidae
Product: arrestin domain-containing protein 2
Exons: 9
Coding region: 1-1419 (472 amino acids)
Biological process (GO): protein transport
Cellular component (GO): plasma membrane; cytoplasm
Source: RefSeq, a predicted model, not a curated record